AUGUGCUCUGCAGCUUCCACUCCUAUGAGUUCAUCAAUCAAGAUGGAUAAGGAUGAAUACGGUCAAGGAGUGGACAUCACAACCUAUCGUGGAAUAAUCGGAUCACUUCUAUACCUAAGAGCUAGCCGAUUAGACAUUCUGUUUAUAGUCGGAGUAUGUGGGAGAUUUCAGAAAGAAGCAAACUUCAGUUGCAACUUCAACAACGGAAGCGAAACAUCAUGCCCCGACAACAGUUGUGCUCAACUUCUAUGGAUUCCACAACAACUAAGGGACUUUGGUAUUACGGCUGAGGAAUCUCAAAUCUUCUGUGAAAACACUAGUGAAAUAGCUAGAACAUAUAAUCCGGUGUUACACUCAAGAACCAAGAACAUUGACAUUAGGCAUCACUUCAUCCGGGAGUAUGUACAAUAG
Messenger RNA from Impatiens glandulifera, 411 nucleotides. RefSeq lists its product as uncharacterized. The record is from RefSeq and is a predicted model, not a curated record. Lineage: Eukaryota; Viridiplantae; Streptophyta; Magnoliopsida; Ericales; Balsaminaceae. The transcript is spliced from 2 exons. Bases 1 to 411 code for a protein of 136 amino acids.